CGGGCGGGGCGUUCCCCGCGCCCGUAGCAACCGGAGCGUUCGCGGUAUCCACGGCACCAUGGCAAAAGCAACGACCAUCAAAGAAGCUCUAGCCAGAUGGGAAGAGAAAAGUGGCCAGAAGGCUUCAGAGGCAAAGGAAGUGAAACUGUACGGGCAGGUUCCUCCUGUGGAAAAGAUGGAUGGCGCUCUCUCCACUCUUGUUAACUGCGAGAAGCUAUCGCUGUCUACAAACUGCAUUGAUAGAAUCGCCAACUUGAACAACCUAAAAAAUUUGAGGAUUCUGUCUUUGGGAAGAAAUAACAUAAAGAACUUGAAUGGACUGGAGGCAGUUGCUGAAACUCUAGAGGAGCUGUGGAUCUCAUACAACUUAAUUGAGAAACUGAGGGGUAUCCGUGUAAUGAAGAAACUGAAGGUUCUUUAUAUGUCAAAUAAUUUGGUGAAAGACUGGGCAGAGUUUGUGAGACUGGCAGAGCUGCCAGUACUAGAGGAGCUGGUGUUUGUAGGCAAUCCACUACAAGAGAAAUUUGCCGCUGAUCAGAACAGUUGGAUUGAAGAAGCAACCAAACGGGUACCCAAGCUGAAAAAGCUGGAUGGUACCUUAGUUGUUAAAGAAGAAGAGGAAGAAGGAGCAGAAGGAGUGGAAGGAGUGGAAGGAGCAGAAGGAGGAAUCUGAUGACACUUUCUUAUUGUGUCUUAAAUUAUUAAAGUAACUCCAGAUAGCUUGGCAUAUAAACUUUUAUAAAAGUAUCUGUUUUAAAGAAAAUCUUUGGGCAGUUUUUAAAAGACCAGCUUAUCUCCACAGUCUCUCACCCAAAGAGUUAGUUACCAAAAAUUGCUCACACUGGUUUGUCAAGCUUAUGACACCUUCUGUAGAGACUAGUGGAGCUGAGUUUACUUGCUGUUUGGCUAGCAAGGGAUCUUUAUUUAAAUUAAUACAUAGCUAUUUUUUAAUGCCUGAUUAGUGGUGCUUGUUGUUUAUUCUUGGGUUAUAAAAGAACUGUUUUAGCUUAUUUGGUGCUGCUGGCCAACAUUGAAUUGGAAACUCUGAGGCCAGAAGAAUAAUGUUGUGGUUUAGAGACACCUGACAAGCUUUUUUGUAUUUAAUUUUGUCAUGGGACUUUCCCAAUAUUUUUAAUAUGUGAGUUUGCCUUUUCAUUCCUUGAAGUGUUAUGCCAAACAGGCCCAGAGGUUGCAGACAUACACACAAGAAGGUAUUGGUCUGACGAGCGCUUGUUCCUGGCCUUAAGUUUUGAAAUGGGCUUCUCACAUUGGAACUCAACUGCAUUGCUUAGAGCCAUGUAUAACUUAUAAAUUUAUUUAUUUUUUAAGAGGCAGUGGGAAUUCUUUGCAUGGUUUCAGUAAGACUAAAAUAUCUGCUAACUUUGUCUCUUAGUAAGAAAUUACUUUAGAUUGGAAUAUGUGGCCUAUUAGCCUACAGCUGGUUUCUGGCUUUGGAUUGGGUCACUGGUGGACAUAAUCCUCCUCAGCUCUGGAAUCUUCCUAUAAUUAAGUAGUCUGAUAGUAACAGAGAAACUAACAGCAAACAGAACUCCUGGGCUCAAGGAGAGAAAAAUUUGAUUUUGGGGAUAAAAUUUCAUUCCUUGUGAAAGCACAGGUGAGAGAAAGUAUACAUAGUUAGUGGGAACAGUGAGAUGAGAUUGAGAUGAGAUGAGGAUGAGAUGAGAUGAGAUGAGAUGAGAUGA
Sturnus vulgaris (Common starling) is the source of this 1703-nucleotide messenger RNA. RefSeq names its product dynein axonemal light chain 1 (gene DNAL1). Gene Ontology annotation, biological process: outer dynein arm assembly. NCBI's taxonomy places the organism in Eukaryota, Metazoa, Chordata, Aves, Passeriformes, Sturnidae. The record is from RefSeq and is a predicted model, not a curated record. Gene Ontology annotation, cellular component: cytoplasm. Gene Ontology annotation, molecular function: dynein heavy chain binding; alpha-tubulin binding.